Molecule: messenger RNA, 753 nt
Organism: Penicillium manginii
Lineage: Eukaryota; Fungi; Ascomycota; Eurotiomycetes; Eurotiales; Aspergillaceae
Product: putative 2-hydroxychromene-2-carboxylate isomerase
Exons: 4
Coding region: 1-753 (250 amino acids)
Biological process (GO): glutathione metabolic process
Cellular component (GO): mitochondrion; peroxisome
Molecular function (GO): glutathione transferase activity; glutathione peroxidase activity
Source: RefSeq, a predicted model, not a curated record
AUGCGGGGAUUCGGCCUUCUCCAAGGGAGAGCUCCUUUCCAAACACCCUGCAUUGCGAAUCAUAGCUCUACUCUGGCGCAAUCUGAUAAAAUGGCGGUGCCACAGAUUACUCUUUAUGUUGACAUCGUCAGCCCUUUUGCGUACAUCGCAUUCCACGUAUUAAAGAACUCGCCCACGUUCGCAAAAUGCAAUGUCACUUACGUCCCGAUUUUUCUCGGAGGGUUGAUGCAUGCUUGUAACAAUACGCCGCCUAUCAAUAUCAAAAACAAGGAUAAAUGGAUGGGUAGAGAGCGCAUGCGAUGGGCGAAGUAUUUCAACGUCCCAAUGGCAGACAAGUUCCCUGAGAACUUCCCCCCGAAAACCCUCGCGAUUCAGCGCGCUCUGUGUGCCAUUUCGCAGAAGUUUCCUGAGAAGAUGCCGGCCGUUAUUGAAGCGGUUUACCGGUCCUUUUGGGUCGAUGAGAAUCCCCGGAUUGGAGAUGUUGAGGGAUUUGCCCCUGUGUUUGAAACGGUUCUUGGCCAAAAAGGGACACAGGAGGUGCUGUCAGCGAUGACCCAGGCAGAGGUCAAGGCUGCUUUAACUGCUAAUACGGACAAGUCGUUCAAAGAGGGCGCAUUUGGCCUUCCGUGGUUCCAGUGCACGGAUUCCGAGGGUAAAACUGAGGGAUUCUGGGGUAUUGAUCAUCUUGGAGUCGUCGCUGACUUUUUGGGAUUGGAUCGCAGUCGCGAGGCGGGAUUCAGGGCUCUUCUCUGA